UUUAGUCGUAGCAGUGUUGCAGGCCCGAAGGGUGAUCCAAGGAUCAUGUGGACCAAUGAACAUCUACGCUUAUUAAUCGACGAGAGAAAAACUAGGAACGUCGAAUAUUACGAUAUCAUGGGUAUUAGUAGAGAGGAUUUUUGGAAUAGCGUCGCAAAUAAGAUCAACAGGCAGUUUAAUACCACUUACACCGGAUACCAAUGCAAAGGAAAGUUCCAAAGUCUCGUAAAAGACUAUAAUUCGAUAUGCCAGCAUAUGGCGGGUAGUAGUUCUGAAAUGCAUUUUGAUCAAAUACGUAACGUAAAUACAUCCUCAAGAAGAAGAGAAGAAAGACGGCGAAACCGCACUCCACCACCAACCUACGAAGAAGUUUCAUCAAUGCUAAAUAUGAGUCGCCGUGAAUCUCCUGCUGGUCAAAGGGAUCGAUCCGCAUCUCCAACCCGAAGAAUUCCCAGCAGAAGAGACGAAACUACCAAUCGAGAUAAUGCAAGUAAUUUGGGUGGACAUUUAGGUAAUAACACAAAUAAUGUGGGUGGAAAUUCAAGAAAUAACACAAAUGACGCGGGUGGGAAUUCAAGCCAUAACACAAAUAGCGUGGAUGAAAAUUCAAAUAAUAAUAUGACCCAUAAUGAUACGCACGGAUUAUUAUCUAAUAUAUCCGCAUCACAAAAUGAUAGUGAUAUUAGUAUGGCCGAUGUAGAAGGUAGUCAACCAUUGGAACCUAUAAAUGAGGAGGGGAGUUAG
Messenger RNA from Ambispora leptoticha, 744 nucleotides. The record is from the annotation of a GenBank genome assembly. Lineage: Eukaryota; Fungi; Glomeromycota; Glomeromycetes; Archaeosporales; Ambisporaceae.